This is a messenger RNA of Sarcophilus harrisii (Tasmanian devil), 3698 nucleotides long. RefSeq names its product MYCL proto-oncogene, bHLH transcription factor (gene MYCL). Lineage: Eukaryota; Metazoa; Chordata; Mammalia; Dasyuromorphia; Dasyuridae. The transcript has 3 exons. Bases 50 to 1291 code for a protein of 413 amino acids. Gene Ontology annotation, biological process: regulation of transcription by RNA polymerase II. The record is from RefSeq and is a predicted model, not a curated record. Gene Ontology annotation, molecular function: protein dimerization activity; RNA polymerase II cis-regulatory region sequence-specific DNA binding; DNA-binding transcription factor activity, RNA polymerase II-specific.
UGUCCGCGCGCGCACGCCAGUGAGUGAGUGUGUGCAUGUGUGUGUGUGCAUGUGUGCGUGCGCGCGGGGGGUGCAUGUGUGCAGGCGGCCCGGAGCACGCGGGGGAGCCGGCUCCCUCCAGGUGUGGGGCCGUCGGAGCCAGGGAGCGGAGAUGGACUUCGACUCGUACCAACAUUAUUUCUACGACUGUGACUACGAGGAAGAUUUCUACCGCUCCACGGCGCCCAGCGAGGACAUCUGGAAGAAAUUCGAGCUGGUUCCCUCGCCCCCCAUGUCGCCCCCGUGGGGCUCGGGCUCCAGCCCGGGUGCCUGUUGCUCGUCAGCCGCGAAUGGCCCUCCCGAGCCGUGGCCUGGGGGCUGCGGGGUGGACGAGGCGGAGGGCCGGGGCUACUCCAAGGCGCUGGCCAGGAACUACGCCUCCAUCAUCCGCAGUGACUGCAUGUGGAGCGGCUUCUCCGCCCGGGAGCGGCUGGAGAAAGUGAUGAACGACAAACUCUCGGCGGCCGCCGUGGCCGCCGCGACACCCAAGGGGACUCCAGCCAAGCCGACGGCUUCCGCAGACCCGGGCUGCGGCCACCCGGGGCCCGAGGGCGUGGAUCCCACUGCCGUGUUCCCCUGCGCCCCGGGCGAACCCAAGCCUCAAGCUUUCUCGGGCUCCGAGAGCCAGAGCGAUUCCGAGGGUGAAGAGAUUGAUGUGGUGACAGUGGAGAGGAGGCAAUCCCUCAGUGUCCGGAAGCCAGUCACUAUCACAGUUCGAGCUGACCCCCUGGAUCCCUGCAUGAAACAUUUCCACAUCUCCAUCCACCAACAGCAGCACAAUUACGCUGCCCGAUUCCCUCCAGACAGCUGUCCUCAGGAGGAGACUCCAGAGAAGGAGGCCAAAGAGGAGGAGGGGGAGGAAGAGGAAGAGGAAGAAGAGGAGGAAGAGCAAGAAGAAGUUGAGGAGCUGGUGGGUCCCCCAGGGCCGGCCAGCCCCCCAUCCUCAGAAAUGGGUCCCAGCCAGGCCAGGCCAGUCUCUUCUGACACCGAGGAUGUGACCAAGAGGAAAAACCACAACUUCUUGGAACGGAAAAGGCGGAACGACCUCCGCUCUCGCUUCCUGGCACUACGGGAUCAGGUGCCUGCCCUGGGCAGCUGCACCAAGACUCCUAAGGUGGUCAUCCUCAGCAAGGCCCUUGAGUAUCUGCAGACAUUGGUGAGUGCUGAGAAGACCAUGGCCUUAGAGAAGAGGCAUCUCAGGGCACGGCAGCAGCAGCUACAGAAGAGACUCGCUCAGCUCACAGGCCACUAACCUACCAAAAAGACAGAGAUGGGGCUCUCUUUGUGGAAAACAGAUCUCUACUUUUCUCCCCCUCCCCCUUUGGUAAUUUGCACAUUUUGGGUCCCGUGGGACUAACUGGACUAUCAAUCCCAGAAUGCACUGCGGCCAAAUGCACGCACUCACGCUCACACACACACACGGCUUGCAUUCUUGGAACCUUUGAGAGACUAUCUUGGCAUGUUGCAUCCCCCGCCCCCUUGUUCCCCAGAUCCUCUGCCUCGUUUGGGGGGACAGUCUCUGUGUCCAGCAAAGCAGCUGCCUGAGGGUGGAGCUUUGGGGGGCAGCUCUGGGAGAAGGGCAAGGCGUGACAGAUGCUGAGCGACAGGUGGUAUCCUCCAGUGAUGUUGCCCUCCCUGAAAUCACACCCUCCCGGAGCUCAGGGGUUGGUCAUGGUGAGGGAUGCUCCUGCUGGGGCCGUCCCUGUGGGGUUAGCCGAGGACAGCUGGGCUCUGAGGCUGACGACUCAAGAUACUUUUCCCAGUGGAUACAUGAGCUGUUUUCACUGGAGAGGAGCCUGGAGUGUUACUCACUAUGGAGACCCUCACCUCUCUGCUAAACCCUUUAACAGUAGCCAAGGAAUUGGCAACUUUUUGAUGAUGCUACAAACUUGCAAACAGAGCUGUCUAUGGAACUGCAGGCCUGCCGCAGAGGGAGAAGGGUUAACUUGGCCACCAGAACUGCACCUCUUGUUUUCUUUCACCCGAGGCUUCUGGUGGGUGGGUUUGAGAUCUGAGGUGAGAUCCUGUUGCUAUGUCCCCUCCAUCACCCUAGUGACUGGGAGCACUCUUCAAAUCCUGUUUAAGUUGGUCGUAGCAGCAAGGCUUUGGGUAGGACCUAGUUCCUAGAAUAGAUCCCGCCUUGAUGUGCACUCCCCCAACCAAUGGCACUUAGGGCCUAAAUGGAGGCAGGGAGUGGGGAGCUAGGGGGUGGUACCUGGGCGGGGGGAGGAUUGGAGUUAGAAAAUUCUUCUCCCUUCUUUCUUCUCCCUGUAGCCCCAGGAGGCAGUGGGUUCUGAAGAGCUGGCCCAGUCUUGCCCGCCUCUCUUUCCCACAGCAUCAAUGGCCCCUCCAGUCGUCCCUGUUCCUCUGUCUGGCAUGACUGACAUUCUUCCUUAGAGUUUCCUUAGAGAGCUCAGGGGCUCAGCUGCUUGGCUGGGCCCUCUGGGAAUCUGGCUUUCAUUCCAGAAUAGACCUGCUGAAAUAACUCAGAGUGCUAGAUAUGGAAGAUGAGUCCAGUGGCAGGUCCCCAGAGUACAAUCCCAGACCAAGACAAAAUUCUGGUUGCUUUAUCACAUGAGCUCAUGCCCUAUCUGGGCAAACGACAGCCAGUUCUGGUGCAAUGCUAAUUCUAGGGAUGAGUUUGAAUUUAACUCAUGCCAGGCUAUGAGAUCAUAGGAUUUUAGAACUGGAAGGGCAAUUUAGUACAAUCUGUUCGUUUUACAGGUGAGAAAAGGCCUCAGAGGUCACAGAGAUCAUGAGACAAAGGCAGGAAUUCAGACCUAGGACCUCUGAUUCCCCAAUCCCCGUGCACUACCUACUAUUCUGUGCUAGUGACUACCUAUUGUAGAGACCAUCUACCCAUCCAUCUCUUGGGCAGAGGCUUGAACUAGGUGAACCCUAAGGGUCCUCCCUGCUAAAAGAUCCUAUGAUUCCAAUUUCAGGAACCACCUGACUGGGUAGUGAGAGGGAUUAAUAUGUCAGCCUCCUAUAGCCACUUGACAACUUGACACUCCGGUGCCUUUUAUUAGGCCAUAGGUUUUGGAUUGCCCCUAUCGCAACCCCUUCCUACCUCCCCCAAAACCCCCAAUGUGGUUCUGAUUGACACCUGACUCUGGGUAUAAAGAGGGGCUGGAAGCUUUGAUAUCUGCUUCCAGAGUUCUUUCAAGCAGAUGGUGAUCCUGGACCCCUGACACCAACAGGGCCAAAGGGUUGAAGUCCUUCUGAUAUCCAGUGGGCAUACCCUAAGAAUAAGGGGCCCAUCCUGAAUGAUAUGACUUCCAUGGAUUAUUCUGUGGCCUGUGGAACCAAGGUUGCUAACUUUAUUGUCUAUGGGAAGGUUUGGGCUGGGUCAGGGUUGGUUGGGUUGCUCGGGUUUGGGUUUAUACCAGAAGCUGCUGUUGGGUGUCGGGUUGGGGAGACUGGUUUCUAUACUGUAUUUUUGUAUGACUUUUGCAAAGUAUUGUUAAUUGUUUUUGUACAAGAAAGACCUCCCAGCUCAUACCCCUGUUACAAGGGUUUGAUUUAUUUCUGAAGGGCAAAUAUGCCUGAAUUUUUGUAUUUCAAUUCUUUAGUUGUGGUUAACUUCCCAAUUAAGAACUGUUCCCUAUACCUCUAACCCCGAAACAUCAUCAACACUUAAUAAAAGAUUUCUCAAAGUG